Messenger RNA from Effrenium voratum, 4299 nucleotides. The record is from the annotation of a GenBank genome assembly. NCBI's taxonomy places the organism in Eukaryota, Dinophyceae, Suessiales, Symbiodiniaceae.
GAUGAUACUUGCAGCUCUGAGCCAUGGCUGAGCCGAGGGCAAGAUGUCCAGGCUCCUGAAGAUGCUGCCUCGUGUUUGUCAAGGUACACCUUCUGGUGGGGCUGGCCCAGCAUCCGUGCAGCAAAUCAGAAGGGCUGCCUUUUGCAGGGGGAUCUACCCAAACUGCCCCGUGUCGAUGACCCGGACUACCUCUUUCAAAGAUGUGCAGCUCUUUGGAAAACCCAGCGGGGAGACAAAGCAGGACUUUUGCGCUCCAUAUGCUGGAGGAUUCAGUGGAGGAUCUUCCUGUACUCUUUGCUUCAUGGCUGGAUGUUCCUUUUCUUCAUGACUGUUGACCCAUUGAUGCUCCGCGUGCUAUUGGACGCAGUGCAGAAUGCAAACAGCAAGCAGAGCAUCAGCUUCGUCACGCAGUUGUGCAUAGUUUGCGCCCUCAGCAUCUCCAUGCUGACACGGGUCACGUGUAUGGAGAUUUGUUACUUUGCCUCCUGCCGCGUGCAGAACAAUGUACGCUCUGUGCUUGUCCACGCCAUUUUCCGGAAGUCGCUGUGGAUUCCAGACCACUUGUUGGACAUCGGUCGCAUUUCCAACCUCAUGGCAACCGAUGCGGACAAAAUCGGCAAGUGGUCUGGCCUGCUGUUCAGCUUGUCUCAGUGGUCCUGGACGAUCAUCUCCCUGCCCAUGCUGGUGUAUUUCCUGCAUGGGUUGGUGGGUUCGUCGGCCUUCAUUGGCAUGGCAAUGAUCAUCGUGGGGGCGGCCACGUCCCGGUGGCUGGGCCUGUGCCUGCAGGUGCAUACGCGGGUGGUCCAGGAGUGCCGGGACGCGCGUGCCACGCUGAUGAGCGAGAUGGUGCGGGGCAUCCGCACCGUGAAAUUGCAGGUCUGGGAGCCCAUUUGGCUUCAGCGCAUCUCGGAGGCACGCGCCAGGGAGAUGCGGGCCGUGGUCAAGGUCCGCAUCAUUCAGGCCUUCAAUUCUUUGAUCGGGUCUGUGCUGAGCGUCAUGGUGCCCGUCACCAUCUUCGCCUGGUAUGCCAUUGUCAUCGGCAAGGAGCUCGAUGCAGUCACCUGAGUGAACUUGCCUCCUUUUGUUCUCAUCCUUUGUCUACGACUUGCUGUGAGCUGGGGUGAGUCCUCAAAGAGGGAGUAUUUCGGUUUGGGGUUAUUUGUUUGGUGUCUUUUGUUUGGUCUUGCAGUCCAUUCGUGUUGCAUCCCCAGGCAACGGCUUUCACAACGCUGGGCUGGAUCUCCACGCUUCAGUGGUCCGUGCAGUCCCUGCCAGGCAUCUACAACACGGUGGCCAAUUUGACGCCAAGCCUCACGCGGAUCGACCGCUUUCUCACAGCUUCAAUUUCUGAACGGACAGCGAGGCCGGGAUCCGAGACAGAGAUGGAGAUGGCGGAGAUGACAGUCACAUCAAUGUCUGGAGCUGGCGCAGGCGGCACGGGCUCUUGGCGCCAGGAACCUUGGCUCAACACAGAUGGCUCGUACGAUGCUCCACACGAUACGGCCGGAGCAGCAGUGGAAGUUCAGAACGCUGCCUUCGGCUAUAAGUCGCCCGACUUGGUAGAGACACGUAUCCUGCAAGGCGUGAACUUGCAAGUCAAGGCAGGUAGCUUCGUGAUGAUCGCCGGACCUGUGGGCAGUGGCAAGAGCACUCUCUUGGCGUCUCUGGCUGGUGCGCGGCCGGCCCUGAGCGGGCUUUGCCGUGUGCGGGGCCUACGGGCCUUCGUGCCGCAGAAGCCGUUUCUUCUCAACGGCUCGGUGAAGGAAAACAUCCUCUUUGGCCUCCCAUGCGACCAGGAGAGGUACGAGUCAGCCUUGCAGACGGCAGCUUUGCCGGAAGACUUGAAAACGCUUUCGCGUGGGGAUGCGACUAUGGUGGGCGAGAGUGGUGUUCAACUUUCUGGAGGUCAGAAGGCACGUGUGGCCCUAGCUCGAGCAAUUUACUCCGAUGCAGAUGUGAUUUGCUUGGAUGACGUGCUGAGCGCGGUGGAUGCACAUACUGCCCGAUUUAUUUGGGAGAAGUGCUUCACUCAGGGCUUUCUGAAGUUGAAAAAGACGGUCAUCUUGGUGAGCCACCAAAUUCAGUACUUGUCGCGACCAGAAGUGAAUUCCGUGGUGAUCCUGCGAGAGGGGCGUAUUUGGCUUCAGGGUUCGUGGGGUGAGCUGGCCCGCAGCGGCGACGCGUUUCUCAACUUGGUCGAGGAGUGGGAAGAGAUGGAAGAGGAGGAUGCCGGAGAAAAGGCAGAAAGCAAAGAAAGCAAAGAAAAGCCAAGGGAGCAUCAGCGUUCCGUGGACAGCCAGGUUGGCCUGCAUGAGUGCCAAAGUGCCGUGGCCUCAGUGCUCGGCGCCUUGGAGGGCCGAAGGAUCAACGGCUCGUUGAUCCAGAGCGUGAGGCGCUCGUUGGCCGGCGAGGCGGAGCUUGAGGCAGACCUCGUCCGAGAGGGCACCAUUUCCUGGACGGAUUUCCGGGUCUAUUUGGAGGCCUUCGGGUCCAGCACCGUGAUUUGCAUCAUGCUGCUGCUCAUGGUCUUCUCAGCCGUGAGCCAGAUUGCCUCCACCCUUUGGCUCGCAGCCUGGACGAGCAACCGGGACUCAGACCAGGAAAAGAACGUGCUCGUCUAUUUCUUCAUCAGCGUAUCAACGAGCCUGGCGAACUGUGCGCAGGCCAUCCUUCUCACGGUGUGCGCGUUGGCAGCUUCUCGCACAAUCCACCAGAAGAUGCUGCAAAAGAUUCUGGCGGCGCCCAUGUCGUUCUUUGACGCUUCGCCCACAGGGCGAGUCUUGAAUCGCUUCCUGCAAGAUUUGCAGAACAUUGACAGCUUUGUUCCCAACUCCAUCUCAGACCAAAUCGUGAAAACGCUGAAUAUCGUGACGCAGCUGUCCUUGGUCUAUAUCGAGGCUCCCUGGGUGCUUUGCACCCUGCCAGUGCUGGCGGUUCCAUAUUCAAUGAUCUACAAGCGCAUGCGCAUCCCCAACCGGGACAGCCGGCGUUUGGAAAGCGCAGCCAGAAGUCCUGUGUACACGCACUUCAAUGACACCCUGCACGGCCGUGAGACCUUGCGCGCAUUUGGUGCAGAGGCGCGCUUCGAGCGGGAGAAUUUGCGGCACAUCGGCGUGAUGUCGCAGGGGCUCUAUGGGAACCAGGCGGUUUCAAAGUGGGCCCAGGCGCUCACGACGCAGUGGGGCUGUGUGCUGUACUGUGCAUCUGCCUUUGUGUGUGUGGAGCUGGCCCGGAAAGGGCAGAUGCCUGCUGGCCAUGUGGGUUUGGUACUUUUGUAUUCUGCUCAGCUGCAAAGGGGCAUGAUGGACUACAUGACGAUGGGCGCGGCAGAUGUGGAGACAAAAUUUGUCUCUGUGGAGCGAGUGGCCGAGUAUGUGCGACUAGAGGGUGAAACGGAAGGAGCUUCGGUGGUAGAGAAUUGGCCCAAGGGAGAGGUGAAGCUGGAAGCUGUGGCCAUGCGGUACCGCCUGCACCGCGACCUUGUCCUUCGAGGCAUUGACCUCCACAUCCCCACGAAGUCAAAGUUGGCGUUCUGCGGCCGGACGGGCUGUGGGAAGAGCUCCCUCUUCAGCGCCCUAAAUCGUCUCUACCCCCUGGCCGCCGGGCGGGUCAUCAUCGAUGGCAUCGACAUCAGCACCCUGCCCCUGCGCACGCUUCGUGCCAACGUCCGAGUGGUGUCCCAAGAGUCCUUCCUCAUUUCUGGCUCGCUGCGGCAAAAUCUCACCAUGGGCGCGAGCGCAGCGCGCGCUCACCCGGACGAUGUCCUGUGGCAUUGCCUUCGGAUCGUGGGCCUAGAGGACAAGGUUAGGUCGCUUCCCAACAGCUUAGACUUCGCCGUGGAAACGGCAGGCCAGAACUUUUCGGUGGGCGAGCGGCAACUGGUAACCUUGGCCAGGGUUCUGGUGCCUGGUGAGCCCUGUGAUUUUGCGAACUGGACACCUCCAAAGAUCCUCCUUUGUGACGAAGCCACUGCCAACAUCGACGUGAUCACCGAUGAGAAGGUCCACGAUGUUGUGCUCGGCCUGGAUGCCACCGUGAUGAUGAUCUGCCACCGGCUGCAGCACAUCAGCCGCUUCCAGCAGGUCGUUGUGCUGGAUGCGGGGAAGCUUGUGGAGCACGGGUCGCCCGACGUCCUUUUGGAUUCCUCAAGGACGACGCCCAGCCACUUGGCGCGCCUCUGCGCGGCUGCCGGGCUGUGAAUGUACAGAUGGCUCGUGAUCUCGUGGCGCAAGUUGGAAUCUGCCGAGUGUGCAUGUCUCACUGACCCGAGAUGCCCCAAAAGCGGAUUCGGAGAAGUGC